CUCCGGUUUGUGCUCCGUCCUUUCUCUUCCGGUUGUCGUCUGUUCGUGUGGCAGAUUAAACUCCAGUCGAAAUGGCCAAGUCGAAGAACCACACGACUCACAACCAGUCCCGUAAAGCCCACAGGAAUGGCAUCAAGAAGCCCACCUCCCAGCGCUAUGAGUCACUGAAGGGGGUGGACCCUAAGUUCCUAAAGAACAUGCGCUUUGCCAAGAAACACAACAAGAAGGGCAUGAAGGCAGUGAGGAAAGCAGCAGCAGCCGCACCAGCUGUGGCGAAAUAGGCCAAAAUGUUUCCACCAUCCAAAUAAAGCUUUGCUUUGUUAAAAAAAACA
Limanda limanda (common dab) is the source of this 332-nucleotide messenger RNA. It is a transcript of the gene rpl29, whose product is annotated as ribosomal protein L29. Gene Ontology annotation, molecular function: structural constituent of ribosome. The transcript is spliced from 4 exons. Bases 72 to 281 code for a protein of 69 amino acids. Gene Ontology annotation, cellular component: cytosolic large ribosomal subunit; ribosome. Gene Ontology annotation, biological process: cytoplasmic translation. The record is from RefSeq and is a predicted model, not a curated record. NCBI's taxonomy places the organism in Eukaryota, Metazoa, Chordata, Actinopteri, Pleuronectiformes, Pleuronectidae.